Messenger RNA from Nematostella vectensis (starlet sea anemone), 2150 nucleotides. RefSeq lists its product as uncharacterized. Bases 1033 to 2133 code for a protein of 366 amino acids. NCBI's taxonomy places the organism in Eukaryota, Metazoa, Cnidaria, Anthozoa, Actiniaria, Edwardsiidae. The record is from RefSeq and is a predicted model, not a curated record. The transcript has 2 exons.
AAUUUCCCUUUAUUAGAGCGGACCUUCCAGUCGAGUGGGGGGAUUCUUCCGAACCCUCGAGCCACCCAUAUGGCUACACUAACCAUCGCCAGCUAACGGUCAUGGACGCCGGCUAGCGGCAGUCCGCGUAAUACCGCACAAGGUGUGAUUUUAAUACAGAGACGAGUAGAAAGUAAAAAGAUCAGGGACGUUUAUGGUGCGAGGACGACAUAUGGCCUUUAACAAAUAGCCUCAACAAGUAAUCAAGAGCCUCAUCAAUGUUGUGCGUUUUUAGGACGCCAUGAUUCGUUUGUCAUUGCUGAAAUUUUUCCAUUGGGACUGGCCAGCAGUUGGCCUAUUUUCACUCUGGAAACCAGUGGCUCUGAGGCUUCUCGAGGCAAGAAAAGAAAGGGUGAGGCGAAGAAAGAGGGAAGAGUUGGCGCAGCUUUAAAUUUUUAACCUAAAGGUGGUCAGUAAAAAGCGAAAUUUCAGCCUCCGGGGCCCAUGGUGGCCUGUUAGCGGCUCACGUGUUUGGACUCGUGGCACGAGGCUUCGUGAAACUUAAUACGUGACUUCAGUGUCUGUUGAGCGUGGGUGCAUCUUUCGCAGCCAGAAACGAUUAGCGGGGGCUAAAUAUAACCCAGGCUGAGCUAAUAAUAAUUGCAACGGAGCAGAACAACACAAUGCCCCCGGCUAGACAUCGCUAGCGACCUAGCUGGGGCACGUCUCCAAUGUCCACAAUUCAAACAUCGCUGAAGCUAUACAUUCCAGACAUCCGCUGAAAAUGGAAACAUUUAUCAAAAAAUCGUUUUAUCAUGGAUCAUCCAUGAACUUACAUCAAGUAAACAGAGUUGGAUAGAUUGUCAACAAGAUUUAAAUCAGCGCAUAACAGGACUGCCUGCAGGGAAAACAUAAAAAAGAUUCUCUCAGCCUUGACGAAAAAACGCCGCCACUGGAACAACACACAAACGCGAUACACUUUCGGCGUAGACUGCCCUCGAUUCAGGAUCAAAGACCCAUACACCCUUCACAAGGUAAAGUUAUCAAGUUGCCAUGAAGCGGGUUCCCAAUGUCCAAGAGAGAUGUAUCAACUCGAAAGCACUCAGAAAAGCAAAUGUGGUGAAUUCACGAGAGGACCAGCUACUCGAGAAGCACAAAGCGAGAUUAGACCGCGAACUCACUUUGAUGCAGACUCAUAUACGAGCAUCUACAAACCUGUUCAACCUUAAAAAGGAGAAGCUGGUGCAGCUAGCCACAGAUGGUAGCACAAAUCCCACGAGAAUAAAACGCCAACGUUCUUACUCGAUACAUACUCUUCAACCGAGAAAAUGUCUGGAUGAGGUAGCUGAGGUUUACAAUGUGCGGGCGUCAAGAAGUUCAGAGUGCAUGACGCACCUCGAAGAUGAAGUCACCGUUAACUGUGAUGGUGAUAUGAGGCAAAAGAGACUUACACCAUUAACGCAAACCGAGCUUCCAAAAAUGGAGACACAAAGCACAGCAAGGAAUAGGGCUGUCUCCUUUGAGGAUGUAGACAGAGAAUUCCCACUAGAAAUGAUGGAGAGGCUAAGAAGAAAUAUGCCGCUUGGAGCUCAAUCUUCAAUUAGAUCUUGUCCGAUAACAUCAUUGUCAAGUGAGGUGAAAUCUGCUAAAAAUGAGCUAAUACCUCCAAGGAAAACACUUGGUGUUCUUAGAGGACAACGAAGAGCGUCUGUGCCUAAUAUCAAAAUACACACCGCUCCAAUAAACCCCGGCCAUGCACGCCAGUCCCAGUGGGCACGACCAGCCAACAGCUCGUUUCCAAGCCGCAGUCUUCAAGAUAUUCAAGACGGUAUAUCAUUUCAAACAGUGAAAAGAAGGGGAAGUAAGGGUGCUUUGCCUGCAAUAGAAAGGUCCCCUGCUCUAUCCUCUUCGCUUCCAAAGGACCAGGGAAGUUGUUUAUUAGAAAAGUCAGUAGAAACACCUUCUCAAUAUCCUCCAAAUACACCCACGACAGAAUUUCAAAAAGACCGGCUUCUAGAGUGGAAGAAAGAGCGACAGAUUCACAGCUUUUCAAGCACCACUUUGAAGGCCAGGAUUCGAUUUGUGGCAGCCAUGAGUAAGUUUGCUCAUACAACGGAAGACACGACGGCAUGGGACGAGGCAACAAAGGGAUAAAAGAAGCAGAUAAAACG